Messenger RNA from Hyla sarda, 3072 nucleotides. It is a transcript of the gene IL10RA, whose product is annotated as interleukin 10 receptor subunit alpha. Gene Ontology annotation, molecular function: protein binding. The coding region runs from base 298 to 1731 and encodes 477 amino acids. Lineage: Eukaryota; Metazoa; Chordata; Amphibia; Anura; Hylidae. The record is from RefSeq and is a predicted model, not a curated record. The transcript has 8 exons.
AAAGCAAUGAUAUUAGGUCCCUAUGGCAAAGCCGCGUCUCUUCAUGCUGGGCUGGGUGCCAUUCCUUAGUGCUGUUCUGUGCCUGCUGGCACUAACAAAAGAAGAGUGAAAUACUAAACCUAAUAGCAGCCAUGAAGUAUCAUUUGCAUGAAUAUUAUGAUCGCAUACUGCUGGAUAGUACAAGAAUGGAAAAUCCCUUACAGGAUUGCUGAUGCAGGCCCACAACUUAUACUUCCCUAAUUCAACCAGAAAGAUCAUUGAGAAAAUGUCACAUCUCCUUCAAAUGUCCACUUCGAAAUGGAAUUUUUUUUCCACAUUUUAACCUGGAGCCAUGACAAAACCAAUGAUGAUAUUUUGUAUGAAGUUGAAUAUCUUCGUUAUGGCUCCGACUGGACGGCGGUGCCUCAUUGUCAUUAUAUAAGCCAUCAAAAUUGUGAUCUCACAGUGGAGACCUUGCCCAAGAGCUUAGGAUAUGUUGGAAGGGUCAGGAGUGUUCUUGGAAACCAGACAUCGGAGUGGUCUAGAUCAACACGAUAUACAUUCACAGAAGUUAACCUUCCACCACCAACUGUAUUGCUUGAUGUGAAUGGACCAUCACUACAUGUUGAGCUCAUUUUACCUGAGAUCACAAAGAACAACAUUACUCGGAACUUCAAGGAUGUUUUUCAAUUUCACCGCCAAUAUAAAGUACAUAUCCGACGAACUACAGAUAACCACACGUUUCAGCACGUGGAGAAUGUUGAAAGUUUCAGUAUUGACAGCCUUGCUAAAUCAAAUGAGUAUUGCCUAAGUGUUAAGCCUUCAAUAGCGUCACGUCAGAACGUUGGAGAAGCAUCUUCAGAGAUCUGCAUUUACCUACCAGAUCAUGGGUUGACAAGCACUGCCCUUCUGUUACUGGCAGCCUGCAUCCUGAGCUUUCUGGUCUUACUGAUUUGUGUCAAUUUGUUCAUCUGCUUGUAUGUCCGUGGAGUUGUGAAGACCCCUAAAACACUGAAGUCUCUCAUUCAGAGGAGUUGGUCCUGGAUGGAUAAACCUCCAUCUCCAGUUAUUGAAAAAAACCUAUGCUGGGAUACAGUCCUGCAAGAUCAUCUGAUGGCCGAGCCAAGAGACUCUCCCAUGCGGAGCAGUGCAGACAGCGGGUUCGGAAGUCAGCUUUUCAUAAACAAUAUAAUAAAACCUUCUCCAUUGUCUUUGGAGAACUCUGGAGAUGAAAAUAAUGUCAGUGAGUCAAGGGAAAAUUCAGACUUUAAAGAGUUUAAUGCACUAAAAGAACGCUUUGAUAGAAGUCUCCAAGACAAUGGAGAGGACAGUGGUAUCAGUUUAUCAACAGGUUCCCCGACCCUCAAGCGUACAAGCAGCCAUACUGAUACUCCCUAUAGAGGAAAUGCACAGAGUUCUAAUGACUGCGGGAAGGAAGUAGUGGUCAAUGUGACACUGGGAUACCUGAAACAGCUAGUACCAGACAAGAAACCAAACUCCUUUGAAGAUGAGGAAUUGGGGAACACUUGGCAACCACAAAUUAAAGAAUAUCUUUCUCAAAGAGCAGAGAAUUUAUACAAGGGCCAAAUAGACUGUAACAUAUUGCAAGAACCAUGGAUUCAGGUGCCAGAAACAUUUCAAACUCCUAUACCACUUGCACAAGCUUUCAGUCCAUUCAGCCGGGUACUGUGGAAUUUAGGAGUCAGUGCACCAUCCCUUGGCGAUGUAGAGCUCCUAGACACUAGAUCUUGAGUUUCUGAGAAGAGAUAUGUUAGUGCUUUAUGUAAAGAGCAUGUUAACCAGGAAUCUGAAUUAUAAAGCACCUGUAGCUAUCUGAGGAGUUAAAUAGCCAGGACCCGAGUUAUCUUUGAUCCUAGCCUUUACAGCAGAAUGUCAGCUAUUUUAUACAUCUGACACCAUAAGUGUAUGGUGUGGGCACGGCUCCACCCGCAUGCUGGGUGCCAUAAAUGUAUACCAGGUGUUGCCAAAGGGUUGAUGCAUUCAUUAAAGGGAUUGUCUUAGGAUAGACAAUGGUGGAAUAUCAAUAGGACAUCAAUCAUCCCACCAAUUGCUAGAAAAAAUGGCAGCUGUGCUUAUCACUAUGUCACUUAGUCUUCCAUUGUCUCCACCUUUCUUUCUCUGGUGGCCACAUGGCCAUUCCAUUGUAGUCAAUGACUGACCAUAAGGAAGCCCAGAAAUGUUACUAGCCCAUUCUAACAAUAUGUGGAGUUGUUCAGUGAUGUAGAGCCCCUAGACACUAAAUCUUAAAUUUCUUGAAGGAAGACACAGUAUAUUAGGGCUGUAUGCCAUUAGCAUCUGAAGGCAUCGGAAGAGACUGACACCAAUAGGGAACUAGGGAAAGAGUAGAUAUGAAAAGAACAUCUAAUCCCACACUGUCAUGUGUAAUUUACUUUGAGUAUCCAGUUCAGUAACUAUUAAAUGGCUCACAUAUUUUUGUUAAUAAAUCCAAAUGUUAAGUUCUUAUAUUUAGAAGAGUGAUAACUUAUCAUCAGUAAACAGUAUUAUAUUUAUAGUAGAAGACUGUAACAUGGCUUCCUAAAGGAACACACAUGACUGACGCACCAUUUUUAGUAAUUGUUUCCAAAUUAGUUUAUGAAAUACUGUGCAGGAAUGACAUUCUGUACUGUGUUAGUGCAUGUAUACCUGCCGCCUUGUGCUUGGCAUAAGCAGAGCCUAAUUGUGUUGGGAUUGUGGGUGAACAUAUUUUGACACUGGCAUGCCUUAUAUUGCCUUCAUACAUAUAUUACCGAGCAGCUAAUGUUCCACCACACAACUAUUUUGUUUCUGUUCACUCUGCACUAAUACAAACUGGUCCACGUAUACUGUACACCUAAUAUUUACUAGUAGGUAUGGACAGAUGCUUGUGUUGUGGUCCUGUGCUGGUCACUAAUAUUUCAAUUUACACAAUCAGUAUGCACAGUAAUAUGUAUAUAUUUAUUUGUAUGUGUUGUUAAAAGUUCAUUAUCAUUGGCACGUUUAAAGAUGUACAUGGCAUCAAAUGGCUUUCAUACCUAUUUUUGUAUUAAUAAAUUUUAGAAAAAAAAUCGUUGUCAAUGUCUUUACUUUAAUAUU